Molecule: messenger RNA, 4575 nt
Organism: Impatiens glandulifera
Lineage: Eukaryota; Viridiplantae; Streptophyta; Magnoliopsida; Ericales; Balsaminaceae
Product: DExH-box ATP-dependent RNA helicase DExH11
Exons: 23
Coding region: 91-4212 (1373 amino acids)
Biological process (GO): nuclear-transcribed mRNA catabolic process, 3'-5' exonucleolytic nonsense-mediated decay
Cellular component (GO): Ski complex
Molecular function (GO): RNA helicase activity; RNA binding; ATP binding
Source: RefSeq, a predicted model, not a curated record
ACUUCUUCUAGCGUGGUGUGGUGAGAGAAAAUUGGUUCUUGAAUGAGAGGAGAAGUGAGAACUACCAUUGUUUGAAUAAGCACCGCAUAGAUGGACCGUAUCAAUACUGUUAAAGAGUUACCUUUCCGAGUAGGGUUUACCGGGCACAGUGGUCAUCUUAGAAUCGAGCCACUUCCGCCGGUUGAGGGCUCUAACCCUCUCAACUUCCUUCCUGACUUCAUUCUGCCACCUGCUUUCCCAAGGGAAACGCCUGAAUCCGUGAAAGAGCAUAUAGAUGAAAAAUAUUUAUUUCCAAGGUUGGAUCCCGAUGAGUUUUCUCCAGAAAAGGCUGGAAAACAAUGGGAUUUUGACUGGUUUAGCAGAGCAAAGGUUAACCCAGAUCCUUCAUUGCCUCGUACAGUUGUAGUACCCGUAUGGGAAUUACCCUUCAGACGAAAGAAACCAGAGGUCGGAAUAUGGGAGCCCAAGUCAGUGGAGGUUGAUGUAUUAUUGGAACUCAGAGUUGGAGCCGAGGAUGCUGGUGCCUUGCCACGUAUGACUAGACCUCCAAAAGAUUUUGUGAAGGGUAGUCUGAAUAACCGUCCUUUUCCUCCAGGAGGUCUGAAUGACACUCAGUCUUUAGGAAGAACUCUCCCUACCGGUGCUUCCAAUGGUGAAUGGGUUUGGGAGUUAAUUAAUGGUGGUCCUGCACAGAAAGUUCCUCCAAGUUUUAAGAAAGGGUUGGAUGUUGGUGACCUUCAGGCACAUCCAUAUUCCUGGAAUGUCUAUAGCCAUCAAAAGGUUGCCAAAAUCUCAUCAGAUGACAAGCUGACUCAGUUCUCUGUACAAUUUGACGACCUAUUCAGGAAAGCAUGGGAAGAGGAUUCUACAGAUGUAGUGGAAGAUGAUGGGGGGCAUACAGGUUUACUUUGGGAAACAAAUGAAGGUAAUAUGCAGGAAAAAAUGGCUGAGGACCAUGAGGAAUCUGUUAAGCAGGAGCAGGUUGAGCUGGAACCAGAAGCUGAAAAGAUAAAUGUGCUUGAUGUUGGUAUUGCACACAAUGAUUCGUCUGUCUUGGACAAUAUUUUGUCAAUUGAGACUGAAGAAUCACAUGCUAGACUAAAUAAAAAUAAAGAUGCUGAUUCCCAGCGACAUAAAGAGGUCUGGGCUGUUCGUGGAAAUAGUGAAAGUAUUGCUGAUCAUUUUCAGGAACUUGUUCCUGACAUGGCACUUGAGUUUCCUUUUGAACUGGAUACAUUUCAGAAAGAGGCAAUUUAUCAUCUUGAAAAGGGGGAAUCAGUUUUUGUUGCAGCGCACACAUCAGCAGGGAAGACAGUUGUUGCCGAAUAUGCCUUUGCUUUGGCAUCAAAGCACUGCACGAGAGCUGUGUAUACUGCUCCUAUUAAAACCAUUAGCAACCAAAAGUACAGAGACUUUUGUGGGAAGUUUGAUGUUGGUCUUCUCACUGGAGAUGUUAGCAUAAGGCCCGAGGCUUCUUGUCUUAUCAUGACAACAGAGAUACUAAGGUCAAUGCUUUACAGAGGUGCUGAUAUCAUACGUGAUAUUGAAUGGGUAAUCUUUGAUGAAGUGCACUAUGUGAAUGAUGUUGAAAGAGGUGUGGUUUGGGAGGAAGUAAUUAUCAUGCUUCCAAGACAUAUCAACAUUAUCCUCCUUUCAGCUACAGUCCCGAACACCAUGGAAUUUGCUGAUUGGAUUGGCCGUACCAAACAGAAAAAAAUUAGUGUAACAGGGACAACCAAGAGACCUGUCCCAUUAGAGCAUUUGCUUUUUUAUUCGGGGGAAUUCUUCAAAGUUUGUGAAAAUGAAAAGUUCAUGCCUCAAGGCUGGAAAGAUGCAAAAGAUGCAGAAAAGAAAAAGAGUUCUAAUUCUAGUGUCAGUAGUCCUGGCAUGCAUCCUGUAUCUUCAGCCACUCAUGACACAAAAAAUCAAAUGCAUGAUAAACAUUCUGGUUCCAGAAAUCAUGGGAACCUUUCAGUAUCAGGCAAUGGCUUCCAAAAUAAUGCUAGUAAUUGGGGUUUUAAGAGAUCAGAAGCUUCUCCGUGGAUGUUGCUUAUUAAUAAGCUUGCAAAUAAAUCUUUAUUGCCGGUGGUAAUAUUUUGCUUCUCAAAGAACCGUUGUGAUAAGUCAGCUGAUUAUAUUACUUCACUUGACCUCACAAGUAGAUCUGAGAAAAGUGAAAUUCGAACCUUUUGUGACAAGGCAUUUUCACGGCUAAAGGGAUCUGACAAGAAUUUACCACAGGUUGUUAGAGUUCAACAUCUUCUCCGUAGAGGCAUUGGCAUUCAUCAUGCAGGACUUCUUCCAAUUGUUAAAGAAGUCGUUGAAAUGCUUUUCUGUCGUGGCGUGAUUAAGGUUUUGUUUUCAACAGAGACAUUUGCAAUGGGUGUUAAUGCUCCAGCUAGGACGGUAGUUUUUGAUACAUUGAGGAAGUUUGAUGGUAAGGAGUUCAGACAAUUACUUGCUGGUGAGUAUACUCAGAUGGCAGGUCGUGCUGGAAGAAGAGGAUUGGACAAAAUCGGUACAGUGAUUGUAAUGUGCCGUGAUGAGAUUCCUGAAGAGAGUGAUUUGAAACGUGUCAUAGUUGGCAGUGCAACAAGACUUGAAUCCCAAUUCCGUCUUACCUAUAUCAUGAUCCUGCAUCUCAUUCGUGUUGAAGAAUUGAAGGUGGAGGACAUGUUGAAAAGAAGUUUUGCUGAAUUUCAUGCUCAGAAGAAACUUCCAGAACAGCAGCAACUUCUGAUUAGGAAGCUUGCCCUGUCAGAGAAAGUCAUUGAAUGUAUAAAAGGCGAACCAUCAAUUGAGGAAUAUUAUGAUAUGUUCUUUGAAGCCGAAGGUUAUAGUAGCCAGAUAUCUGAGGCACUCAUGCAAUCCCCACAAGCUAUGCAGUUUCUUUCAUCUGGAAGAGUUAUAGUUGUGAGAUCUCAAUCAGGCCAAGAUCAUUUGCUGGGAGUUGUUGUGAAAGCUUGUGGUGCUAAUAGUAAACGAUUCAUUGUUCUUGUUCUAACACCUGAAUCGCCUUCAAUUCCAAGUUCUUCAUCAAUUGGUGGUGAAUCCUCACUACAAAAGAAGGAUCCUGAUUUCCAGAUAUUGAUGCCAAAGUCCAAACGUGGUUUGGAUAAUGAUUAUUGUUCUUCUUUCACAUCCCGAAAGGGAACUGGUGUCAUCAAGAUAACACUUCCUCACCAAGGUAGUGCAGCUGGAGUGAAUUAUGAGGUGAAGGAAGUUGAUGGUAAAGAAAUUUUGUCAAUUUGUAAUAAAAAAAUAAAGAUAGAACAAGUUCGUCUUUUGGAAGACAUUAGCGGUGCUGCUUACUCCAAGACCGUACAACAACUGCUGGAUCUGAAAAGUGAUGGAAAUAAGUAUCCUCCUCCUCUUGAUCCAGUUACAGAUCUGAAGUUGAAAGACUGGAAUACGACAGAUGCUUAUGAUAAACGGAAAGGUGUUCUGGAAGCUUAUAACAAAUGGAACAACCUGUUGCAAGGGAUGGCAAGGAACAAGUGCCAUGGUUGUGUUAAACUGGAGGAGCACAUAAAGCUAGCUCAAGAGAUAAAGAAGCACAAAGAUGAAGUUAAUGAUCUGAAAUUCCAGAUGUCAGAUGAAGCACUGAAGCAGAUGCCCGAUUUCCAGGGACGGAUAGAUGUCCUGAAAGAAGUUGGGUGCAUAGAUGCUGAUUUAGUUGUUCAAAUAAAAGGACGUGUUGCUUGUGAAAUGAAUUCCGGGGAGGAGUUAAUAUGCACAGAGUUCUUGUUUGAUAAUCAGUUAGAUGACCUGGAACCGGAAGAGGCGGUAGCAGUAAUGUCUGCUUUUGUCUUUCAGCAGAAGAAUACUUCUGAACCUUAUCUUACUCCUAAGCUCUCUCGGGCCAUAAAAAGAUUGCAUGAUACUGCUAUAAGUCUUGGAAAACUUCAGGCACAAUGCAGAGUACAGAUUAACCCAGAGGAGUAUGUUAUGGAGAAUCUAAAGUUCGGUCUUGUUGAAGUGGUCUACGAGUGGGCAAAGGGUACACCAUUUGCCGAAAUUUGUGAGUUAACUGAUGUCCCUGAAGGGUUGAUAGUGAGGACUAUUGUGAGACUGGAUGAGACAUGCCGUGAAUUCAGGUCUGCUGCAGCUAUCAUGGGCAAUUCUGCACUGUCCAAAAAGAUGGAGGCCGCUUCAAAUGCAAUCAAGAGGGAUAUAGUUUUUGCAGCCAGCUUAUACAUCACUGGUGUCUAAAUCUUGCCCACUAGAACAGCUCCCAUGGUUUAUGUUAUACGAGAAAUGGAAGUGGCUCUGCUGUGAUUCUUGGUUGGAGCCCACACUAAUUAGGAUGAGUUAGUUCGAUUCUCUGUUUCUCAGUCGUACAUAUACAUUUGUAUUCAAAAUCAUAAGAGUAGGUGUUCAGUGGAGGCCUAGCAUUCUGUAUUUUACUGUUUUUUUUUUUUUUUUGCUUUUGUGGUGAGAAAGAACGGUGGUUUUUUUUUUUUUUUUUAUCCAUGUGGGUGGUUUCUUCACAUUGGACCAUUUUGUCCCAAUUUGUCCCUUUUACUAUUGUCAAGACUUUUAUUGUUCUUAAUCUAACUCCUAACUAGUCUAGCC